ACCCGCCUUAAAAUAAGGAAGAAAAUCAAUCGGCGAUGAAAAGGUGGACACUCACACGAAAGACUGCGACUGCGACGACGAAGGACGAUAUAAUCUGUACUGUAACUGAGUCAGCAUCAUUCAAAAUGUUCAAGGAGUUGGUAAAGGAAAGACUAAUGGCGGCCGCUGAUGAAAUAUUCGCUCUGUUUGAACGAACGAUAGCGUCGUACGAGGAGGAACUUUGUCAAACACGAGAGGAGAACGAACGACUACGAGAAGCUGUUUGCAAGACUCAAAUUGCGGUAAAAGGUGAAGACAUCCAGCAGCUCAUUGGUCGUGAAAAUGGACUCCCCCUUCAGCCACAGGAAGUAAGCUCCACUUUAAAACAGGAAGAUCCUCAGCCCCCACAUGUUAAAAAGGAAGAGGAGGAACUCUGGAUCACUCAGGAGGGAGAGCAUAUUCUAGGGCCAGAGGAGGAUGAUAUUGCCAAGUUGACUGAAGACAAACCACCUGAGUCCUCAGAGCUUUAUCACAGUCCAGGUGAGGAGAACAAAGGAGUGGAGCUGAGCGUCUCACCACAACACACGACGACAGAAGAUGAUGAAGACGACUGUGGAGGAUCACAAGAUGACAACCUUCUAGCUCCACUAUCCGAUAUUGACGACGCAACGUCAUACUCCUCUGAAGACUGCUGUUAUACACACUAUGAAGGUGCUAUGAGAACUCACACGGACAACAAACCCUCUACAUGCUUUGCAAAAAACCCACGUAAGAAACAUGGGAUUUUGGAGAACAUUCACAUGAGAACACACACGGUAGAAAAACCUUCCAUUUGUUCAGUUUGUGGUAAAACAUUCUCUCUGACAUCGACUAUGAUAAGACACAUGUCAACACACACAGGAGAAAAACCUUUUCGUUGUUCAGUUUGUGGUAAAAGAUUCUCUGAAAAGUCAACUUUAGUAACACACAUGAGGACACACACGGGAGAAAAACCUUAUAUUUGUUCAGUUUGUGGUAAAAGAUUCUCUCUAACGUCAACUUUGGCAACACACAUGAGAACGCACACAGGAGAAAAAACUUCUAAUUGUUCAUUUUGUGGUAAAGGAUUCUCUGAGAAGUCAAACAUGAAAAGACACAUGACGACACACACGGGAGAAAAACCUUUUACUUGUUCAGUGUGUGGUGAAGGAUUUUCUCGAAAGUCAACUAUGAUAAGACACAUGGCAACGCACACAGGUGAAAAACCUUUUAAUUGUUCAUUGUGUGGUAAAACAUUCUCUCAAAAGAUACAUAUGGUAUCACACAUGAGAACACACACCGGGGAAAAACCUUUUAUCUGUUCUGUGUGCGGGCAAAGAUUUUCUCUAAAGACGAAUAUGAUAUCCCAUAGAAGAAAACACACAGGCGAAAAACCUUUUAGUUGUUCAGUGUGUGGUGAAAGAUUCUCUCGAAAGUCAACUAUGAUACGACACAUGACAACACACUCGGGAGCAAAACCUUUAAGUUCAUUGGUUGAUAAAACAUCCUCUCAGAAGGGGCAUAUUGUAUAACAGUGCAACACACACGCAGGAGUAAAAAAGUUUUAGUCGUUCAGAAUAGAAUGAGACUAUACAGUUCAACUUAGUUCCGAAAGAAUGAAUACAACUGAUGUGCUGUACAGAGGGGUUAUAGCUAAUCUUAAUUUUCCAACUCUUGACCCUUGCUGGGCUUUUAAGAAAAUAGCAUACUUUUAAUACACCGUACAAUCAAUCAAUAUACUAAAAAAUCGCAGAGUGAAAUAAACUACAAAAUGCAAGUUUGUUACAGUUUGCAGUGAAAUAUUCUCUGGAAAGCCAAAUCUGGUAAAAUGCUUAAACACACAUGUGAAACACCAUAAAACAUGUUUACUUGAUGUAAAAACAUUUAUUUGUCACAACAGUUUGACAGCACAGAUUCAGACACACAAUUGAGGAAAACAUUUUAGUGGCCCAGCUUGCACUAGUCUGUGGUAGCCGUAGCGAUGAGUACCCUAAACAAAUGCUUGCACCGUUUCUUAAAGUCACCCACGGCCUAUGCUUUAUCCAUUCCAUAGUUUAUUUCCACAGAUAUACUAAAUGCUUACAAAAUUCUGUGUGCGUACAAAACCUUAUAUUCAGGUUAUUCCUAAUAUUUGUAUUUUUCCUCUUUUGUCAAGAAAAUAUGCUGUAUGUUUCUGGGCUGCCCAUCGUUUGCGUUGUGCUUGGUUUUUGCUGUUUGAAAGUGUACACCAGAAGUCCCUAAACUGUUUGACUCUGGG
Entelurus aequoreus (snake pipefish) is the source of this 2254-nucleotide messenger RNA. RefSeq names its product gastrula zinc finger protein XlCGF57.1-like. Lineage: Eukaryota; Metazoa; Chordata; Actinopteri; Syngnathiformes; Syngnathidae. Gene Ontology annotation, biological process: regulation of transcription by RNA polymerase II. The coding region runs from base 36 to 1529 and encodes 497 amino acids. Gene Ontology annotation, molecular function: DNA-binding transcription factor activity, RNA polymerase II-specific; RNA polymerase II cis-regulatory region sequence-specific DNA binding. The record is from RefSeq and is a predicted model, not a curated record. The transcript has 2 exons.